Messenger RNA from Aspergillus candidus, 1248 nucleotides. RefSeq lists its product as uncharacterized. Gene Ontology annotation, molecular function: metal ion binding; protein-folding chaperone binding; ATP binding. The transcript is spliced from 7 exons. The coding region runs from base 1 to 1248 and encodes 415 amino acids. Gene Ontology annotation, cellular component: mitochondrial matrix. The record is from RefSeq and is a predicted model, not a curated record. NCBI's taxonomy places the organism in Eukaryota, Fungi, Ascomycota, Eurotiomycetes, Eurotiales, Aspergillaceae.
AUGGACGAAGACGAAGAUGAUUUUUAUGAUCCUGCGGACUCUGUGCCGGUAACGCAGUCCCAGAAUGCCGGGCAAAAUGUCCCAACCGAUGCCCAGGCCAACGAGGGCGACGAGGAAGAAAUAGAGGUCGAAGAGGAUGAUGACGAUUUCAACAUUAUUACAGAGGCGCCGCCGGAUGCGCCGCCGGUCGAGGUGUCGCACCCCCGUCAUGCGAACUUACGAGAAUCACAACGUCCGUCGGUAGAUUCGACGCCCAUCCCCAAGCAAGCCACCCCCUCCGUUACUACCCCGAAGGUCGACUCGGUGACCCCAGCGCCCGUCCAGGCCAGGACCCCGGCCGUAGCGCAGAAACCCGGCUCGGCCUACCCGCCUGUUCACGCGUCCACGAUCGACGUCCAUGCGAACCCCAUUCAUCCUAGUACCGGCAAACCGAUUCUACUGACGGAUAUGGAUACGGAUUUCCCGGAGGAUGAUAAGCCGUGGCGACGGCCGGGGUCGGACAUCUCGGAUUACUUCAACUACGGGUUUGACGAGUUCACCUGGGCCAGCUACGUGUUGAAACAACAGGACUUGCGGAAGGAGGUGGGAGACCAACGCAAACAGUUGGACGAUAUGCAGAGUUUCUUGACCAUGGGACUGCCCCCGAUGCCCGGUGGUCCUCAACCGGGGCCCGGCGGUCCUGGCCCCGGCAGCGGGCCACCGCCGAUGCCGGGGAUGCCUGGCAUGCCCGAUAUGCCGCCCGACAUGAUGCAGGGCAUGCUGACGGGGAUGAUGGCGCAGGGGAUGGAUCCCGCCUCCAUGGACCCGAUGACCUUCAUGCAGCAAGCGCAGGCGAUGAUGGGCGGCCAGGGCGGCGGCGGCGGCGGACAGCCCGGACAGCCCGGAUUCGGGGGACCAGGUGGUGGACAACCCCAAAUGGGAUUCGGAGGGGGUGGGGGGUCUUUCCUCCGUAACGUCAAGAACCUCGCUCCCCUUCUGGACCGCGUCCUGGUCCAGCGCGUCAAGCCCGAGACCAAGACCGCCUCCGGCAUCUUCCUGCCCGAGAGCAGCGUCAAGGAGCAGAACGAGGCCAAGGUCCUCGCCGUUGGCCCCGGUGCCAUCAAGGCUGAUGGUCAGCGUCUGCCCAUGGGUGUUGCCGUUGGUGAUCUCGUCCUGAUUCCUCAGUUCGGUGGCAGCUCCAUCAAGGUCGGCGAGGAGGAGUACACUCUCUUCCGUGACUCUGAGAUCCUGGCCAAGCUCAGGGAAUAA